AUGCCACAUCAUUCAACAACUCAACUGGCGUUCCCAUUCAACUCAAGUGAAAGCGUCAUAACAAAUGCCACUGAAGCGCCAUCGGUGCUGCAGAGUGAUAAACUGCUGACGCGAGAACAAGCAUUCAUCAUGAAUGCUGCUAUCGGCACGGUAGGCCUUUUUGGCAAUGCGUUAGUUUGCGUCGUCUUUAUGAGAGUUAAAAGUUUACGAUCUCUCACAAAUUAUUUUAUUUUUCAACAAUCAAUCAUUGAUUUAUUUGUAUCAAUCAUAUUUCUUGCUAAGAAAUGUGGUCCUACUAAUAUUUGGGUUCCGCCUGGUAUCUUGGGUGAAAUAUUAUGUAAAGUGUGGCUCUCUGGAUAUCUGACGUGGUCGCUUAUAAUGACGUCAUCUAUGAACCUAACAGCGAUGACGCUCGAGCGCUAUUCCGCGGUCGUUUAUCCGAUGAAACACAGAUUUUCUUACACCUUGCGAAAAGCCAGAAUUAUUAGCGCAUUUGUCUGGUUAAUUCCGUUUUCAUUGGAACUUCUUUGGGCGUUCGCCGUUUCCAACUCCAAUAUGGGCUACUGCUCAAUAAAAUGGUACGAUGACGUUGCACAGAUGGCGUCGGGGGUGUUUUUCUUCUGCAUGGAGUGGGUUAUCCCCGUCUCGGCGAUGGCUUUUACGUAUUCCUCGAUACUUGUAACUCUAUGGAGACGUUCAAGUAAUCAGCGUCUCCAAGAAGGGAGCAGGAAACAACGGCGAGAUGGGAAUAAAGAUAAAACUGUACCAUUGGUUGAACGCGCGCGCCGUAACGCCACUAAAACUCUUUUUAUCGUAGCCUUGGCCUACCUCAUUUGUUGGACCCCACAGGCCUGGGAAUAUUUUCUAUAUAGUGUUCUACACGUGUUGCCGCUACAUAGCGUAUUUCAUGAUAUAGCGAUAUUGUUAGCAUUUACUAAUAUGUGCGUCAAUCCAGUUAUCUACACACUCCAGUACGAACCAUUUAGAAAGGGCGUCGCUACCUUAUUUUGUUGUGAGAAAAAUGAUCGCAUCGAUAUGUCGAAAAAUGGAAUUGAAAAUAUCUCAAUGAGAAUGAGUAAAGAAAGUAUUAAUGAUGUGCAUGCCAAGAAACACGACGAAGAAUAG
Saccoglossus kowalevskii is the source of this 1125-nucleotide messenger RNA. Its product is annotated as bombesin receptor subtype-3-like. Gene Ontology annotation, biological process: G protein-coupled receptor signaling pathway. Gene Ontology annotation, cellular component: membrane. Gene Ontology annotation, molecular function: G protein-coupled receptor activity. The record is from RefSeq and is a predicted model, not a curated record. NCBI's taxonomy places the organism in Eukaryota, Metazoa, Hemichordata, Enteropneusta, Harrimaniidae.